GUCGACGAUCAACCAUCAGGCCUCACCCUCCACCACUAAUCGUCCCCUCAACUAAAAGGGAUCCGGUACCGUUUUUGACCGAGAAUAAACUUAUCGGAACGACAAAUACACCACCGCCAUGCGAUUCUCCGCAACAACGAUCCUGAUCACCGCGCUCGGGUGGAUCACGGCCGCGACCGCACACACUAUCCAGCUCAAAGCUCACUCCAGAGAAUGCUUCCACGAGUCGCUGCACAAGGAUGAUCGGAUGACGGUGACCUUCCAGGUCGGUGAUCGGGAGUUUGGAGGGAGUGGGAACCUUGACGUGGACUUCUGGGUCGAGGACCCCCGCGGACACCGCCAGUACUUCAAGCAAGCUAUCUCCUCCGAAGACUACUCGUUCAACGCCCACUCCGACGGCCAAUUCACCUACUGCUUCAGCAACGAGGGCUGGGCCUCCAACUCGAAGGAGGUUUCCUUCAACGUCCACGGCAUCGUCUACGUCCCCGAAUCGGAACUCGCACAGGAUCCGCUGGAGACAGAAGUCCGCCGGCUUUCCGAAGCCUUGGCCCAGGUCAAGGACGAGCAGUCUUAUAUCGUGAUGAGGGAACGAGUCCACCGGAACACAGCGGAGAGCACCAACGCCCGGGUGAAGUGGUGGAGUAUGUUCCAGCUGGCUGUGGUCAUUGGCGAAGGAGUCUUCCAGGUGUGGUGGCUGAAGAGAUUUUUCGAGGUCAAGCGCGUUGUCUGAUGUACGUUCACUCGCCGGUCUUAUAAAGCGGGCUGUCUCCUUUUUGGCUUGCAAUGGGAUUUCGUUCUAGCAUUGAGAAAUCAUUGGGGCUCUAGGGUGUAAAUGGAGAGGCUUUAAUUAUACGUCAUGUACACAGUCACGAAUGGAUUAAUCGAG
Messenger RNA from Aspergillus campestris IBT 28561, 886 nucleotides. RefSeq names its product emp24/gp25L/p24 family protein. Lineage: Eukaryota; Fungi; Ascomycota; Eurotiomycetes; Eurotiales; Aspergillaceae. Gene Ontology annotation, biological process: protein retention in ER lumen; endoplasmic reticulum to Golgi vesicle-mediated transport; intracellular protein transport. Gene Ontology annotation, cellular component: endoplasmic reticulum-Golgi intermediate compartment; COPII-coated ER to Golgi transport vesicle; endoplasmic reticulum. The transcript has 4 exons. The coding region runs from base 119 to 730 and encodes 203 amino acids. The record is from RefSeq and is a predicted model, not a curated record.